CACAGUCGGCAUGAGAGGAAGCACGCGGCUGCUGCUGCUGAGAACACACACGCGACCAUUUUAACCCGUACUAGACUACAUCACCCAGAUUCAAGCUGUUUGUUUCAAUUAUCGCAGGCGGACAACGUGGUUGGAAAGAGAGACGGGCAGACUAUCGCGGCAGUGUCUCAACAUCUAGUGAGCCGCCUACCUAGACAGCUGCGUCGGGCAUCGUAUCGUCUUCGUGCGCGCUGCGGGCGGCAUUUAAAUCCUGUCGCUGUACACAUGUACACUGUAGACACAUGUACGCUAUGUGUGAAGGUUCGGAGAAGUUAAGGACGUCGUGGCACUUAGCUUGACGAGAUAAAACCGUCUUUCUAUGGAUUCAUUGAUUGUCAUUUUGUCAAACCACAAGGCGCCUUCCUGCAAACCCAUCUGAGUCCUACAAACAAUUUAGACCGAUCCUGUUUUAAUCAUGAGACUGCCGUUAAAGUAUCUGGACAAGAUGAGAUGUUUCCGGAAACGCUCCGCCAUUCCUUUCCUGGUGGCCCUCAUUACUUUCCUGCUCUUCAUAAACCUCUACAUCGAGGACGGCUAUGUGCUGGAGGAAGAUAAACGUCAGUUGCGAGAGACCUCCAUGCAUCCGCUAAACUCAGAGCGAUAUGUUCAUACCUUUAAAGACAUGACCAAUUUUUCUGGGACCAUCAAUGUGACUUAUCGGUAUCUUGCUGGAACACCUUUACCUCGAAAAAAAUAUCUCACCAUUGGACUAUCAUCUGUGAAACGAAAACGAGGAAACUAUCUGUUAGAGACCAUCAAGUCCAUUUUUGACCAGUCGAGCUACGAGGAGCUCAAAGAGAUCGUAGUAGUCGUCCACUUGGCGGACUUCGACCUAGCAUGGUGCGAAAGCCUGGUUCAGGAAAUCUCAAGAAAGUUUGGCCAUCACAUCAUUGCAGGCCGGCUACUGGUCAUCCACGCGCCCGAAGAGUACUAUCCAUCCCUGGAAGGGUUAAAGAGAAAUUAUAAUGAUCCCGAAGACAGGGUGCGCUUUCGUUCCAAGCAGAAUGUAGAUUACGCCUUUCUGCUUAACUUCUGCACCAACCUCUCAGACUUCUACAUGAUGUUGGAAGAUGACGUGCGUUGCUCCCGUAACUUUCUCACUGCACUUAAAAAGGUGGUGGCAUCCAAAGAGGGAUCCUAUUGGGUGAUGUUGGAGUUUUCAAAAUUGGGCUACAUAGGGAAGCUGUAUCACUCACGAGACCUUCCCAGACUCGCCCAUUUCCUGCUCAUGUUUUAUCAGGAGAUGCCUUGCGAUUGGCUGCUCAUCCAUUUCAGAGGUUUGCUGGCCCAAAAGGAUGCGAUUCGCUUCAAACCCUCUCUGUUUCAACACAUGGGCUACUAUUCGUCCUACAAGGGGGCGGAGAACAAACUCAAGGAUGAUGACUUUGAAGAAGACUCGCUCGAUAUUCCUGACAACCCACCUGCCAGUCUUUACACGAACAUAAAUGUAUUUGAGAGCUAUGAUGCCGCCAAAGCGUACAGUAGUGUUGAUGAGUACUUUUGGGGCAAAUCUCCCUCCACCGGGGACUUUUAUGUUAUAGUGUUCAACAAAGCAACGAAAAUCAGCAAAAUGAAGAUUGUCACCGGAACAGAUGAUCGGCAGAAUGACAUUUUGCAUCACGGAGCUCUGGAAGUGGGGGAGAAAUUAGUAGGAACCAAGAAGGGAAGGCAAUGUUCCUCCUAUAUAACUUUAGGGGAGUUCAAAAACGGAAACAUUGAGGUUCACGAUGUGGACCGCAAAAUAGCUUUUGAUAUCGAAUGCGUUCGCAUCGUUGUAACAGCGAGUCAGAAAGAAUGGCUUAUUAUUAGAAGCAUAAGCCUCUGGACUACACAAGGUGCAAAUCUGUGAGAACUGUUUUCGAACUGUAGCUAAAGGCACAACUAUCAACUAUUUAUUUAUUUAUUUAUUUAUUUCUACAUUUUCUAAAUUAUUUAUUCAUUUCAUCAUCUUUAUUUAUUUUUAAGAUUAGGAAAAAUAUCAAAGCAGUACUGUAGGUGACAUUUAUUGAAGGGGGCAGUUUAACUAUUCAAACUUUUUUUAGAAAUUGGGCCUUAUUAACUGAUGAUGACCGCAAAUACAUUUAAACUAACUUUCUAAUUACCCUCCCAAUGUUGAAGCUGGGUUAUUGUAAAUGAGGUGGUUUGUGCUCAAGUCAUCUCCAAAUGGGGGCUUUCUCCACAACCUCCCAUGCACAUCUAUUCGUCGCUCUCUGAAAACAUAUCUUUGUGCUGUACACAUGGCCUCUUGCAUGAGCGCAUACACAGCGAGAUCUUGCAAAG
Messenger RNA from Paramisgurnus dabryanus, 2319 nucleotides. RefSeq names its product mgat4 family member C (gene mgat4c). Lineage: Eukaryota; Metazoa; Chordata; Actinopteri; Cypriniformes; Cobitidae. Gene Ontology annotation, biological process: protein N-linked glycosylation. The record is from RefSeq and is a predicted model, not a curated record. Gene Ontology annotation, molecular function: acetylglucosaminyltransferase activity.